Messenger RNA from Postia placenta MAD-698-R-SB12, 345 nucleotides. RefSeq lists its product as hypothetical. The annotation marks the transcript as partial. NCBI's taxonomy places the organism in Eukaryota, Fungi, Basidiomycota, Agaricomycetes, Polyporales, Adustoporiaceae. The transcript has a single exon. The record is from RefSeq and is a predicted model, not a curated record.
AUGCCGACACCUAAAGUCCCCUCUGCUUUUCUUGACCUCGUCGGCGCCAACCGCGACCUGUGGACAUGGGAGCCUUGGAUCGACUUCACAGGGCUGAGCGACACCCCCUGGAGCGGCAAACCCGGCUCAAAGCCCAAGGGCUGGACGGACGACAACGUCGUGAGCGUUCGCGCAAUGGUGAACGCGUAUUGGACGGUCGCGCCGAAGGACCGAAUGGUGUUCUUCAAGGACCGGCAAAGCGGCGCAAAAGGCAAGUCUAAAGCGUCAUCCCCCCUCUCAGCGGCCGACCUGGGCGUCCUUCACACAGACGCACGCAACAAAUGGUCGGCGUGGUUCAACGAGCUC